CCUCACGCAGCCUUUAUAAGAGCGACUGAGGCUGCCGCGCGCAGGUACAGUCAGCGGCGCGGCAUGGCUGUGACUUGUGGAGCGUUGUUGGUGAGCCUCGUGCUGGCGCUGGGAGCGAGUGCACAACACUACAACGACUACACGACGCCUGUGCCCAUCCUCAAGCAGAUCAACAGGCACAAUGAGGACGGCUCCUAUAGCUACGGCUACGAGGGCGCUGAUGGCUCCUUCAAGAUAGAGACGAAGCAUGCCACAGGCGAGGUGUACGGCAAGUACGGCUACGUGGACGACACGGGCUCCGUGCGAGAGGUGGAGUACGGCGCGUCUCGCCGGGGCUUCGAGCCAGCCGGCCAGGGCAUCAACGUGCCGCCGCCCACUCUGCAGAACAACUACGUGAGCGGCAACGCCUACGGCAACGACUACGACGAUGGCCAGUACCACGAGGACCCGAGUGUGUACUUCAAGGACGAGAAGUACAACAGUCGCCCACGUCCCCAGCAGCAGUACAACCCUCCGGCCCACAACAACUACAACAGCCACAACCCUCCAGCCCAUAACAACUACAAUAGCUACAGUCCUCCCGCCCACAACAACUACAACAGCUACAGUCCUCCCGCCCACAACAACUACAACAGCUACAGUCCCCCAGCCCACAACAACUACAACAGCUACAGUCCUCCGGCCCACAACAACUACAACAGCUACAGGCCUCCCCCGGCGCAUGUUGACCACAACCUCUUCAGAGGCCAUCCUGCCAAGAAGUUUGACGUCAGCAGUGGCUCCUACAGCCUGGAGUACACUGGCUGAGCCGUCACAUGCGGUGCUUUUUGCUUCGUGCACAAACUACAUAUGUGCUUUCCUUAUUUAACUUGCGGCUAGUGAAUGCUACCAGCAACCCCAUUUUUUAUGAAUAUAUAAUUAAUGUUUUUGUAUACUGAAAAACAUAGUUAAAGUGCAUAACUUAAAUAAAUAAACUUUGAAAAAUGUUCUUGUUUUAUUUACUAGUGUUACUAUUUAUCCGAAAGACCAAUUGACUUCUUUAUGUCCGAGCAUUAAAAACAUUAAACACUUUUCUAAGUUACCAAAUUAAACUC
Molecule: messenger RNA, 1094 nt
Organism: Bacillus rossius redtenbacheri
Lineage: Eukaryota; Metazoa; Arthropoda; Insecta; Phasmatodea; Bacillidae
Gene: Cpr97Eb
Product: probable serine/threonine-protein kinase clkA
Exons: 3
Coding region: 64-807 (247 amino acids)
Cellular component (GO): chitin-based extracellular matrix
Molecular function (GO): structural constituent of chitin-based larval cuticle
Source: RefSeq, a predicted model, not a curated record